Cladophialophora psammophila CBS 110553 is the source of this 567-nucleotide messenger RNA. RefSeq lists its product as uncharacterized. The record is from RefSeq and is a predicted model, not a curated record. Lineage: Eukaryota; Fungi; Ascomycota; Eurotiomycetes; Chaetothyriales; Herpotrichiellaceae. The transcript has a single exon. Bases 1 to 567 code for a protein of 188 amino acids.
AUGACCCUCACCACAGAAACACAGACCAUCCAGACUGAGCGUCUCGUCUACCGGUCGUCUAUUCCCUAUUCGAUGGCAGAAUCUCGUCUCCGCUCAUCCAUUCGGCCGUCGCCGGGCUCGUCCCAGGGCCAGGCACAGCGACCGACGGACCGCGAGUCGUACGAGGCGCGGGUCAAGUCGCUAGUCGGCCCGCACGGGUUCAUGUACUUCCACGAGUUCAACCACGGGCUCUGGCUGCCGUUCUACGUGCCGCCGAGCUCGACUGUUACUGUCAAGGGGGAGAAGAAGAACCUGAACUGCAAGCGGUUCGUCCUGGGGAACCCGAUGAUCGCCAUCACCAUCCUGCAGCACGACCUCAGCGCGGGCCUCUGUGUGCCGGUAGAGUUGUGCCUCGUUGAGGAAGCCGAGGGAGGCGUGAAGAUCGUGUGGUACAAGCCUACUUCUUUGAUCGCUGGGUAUGAAGGCGCGAAGCAGGAGCUGGUGGACGCGGCAAACGCAUUGAGCACAAAGCUUGAGAUGUUUGUAAGGUGGGUUUUGAGAGAUGACGAGGGAGAGGGAAAGCUAUGA